Molecule: messenger RNA, 6579 nt
Organism: Ustilago hordei
Lineage: Eukaryota; Fungi; Basidiomycota; Ustilaginomycetes; Ustilaginales; Ustilaginaceae
Exons: 1
Coding region: 1-6579 (2192 amino acids)
Biological process (GO): 5S class rRNA transcription by RNA polymerase III; transcription initiation at RNA polymerase III promoter
Cellular component (GO): transcription factor TFIIIC complex
Molecular function (GO): DNA binding
Source: RefSeq, a predicted model, not a curated record
AUGAUCGACGAACUCAUCCACUACUGCAUCCAGCAGAUCGGUCUCGAUGGUGAGGCCGGCACCGAAAUCGAUAGGCUUACCCACUACAUUCGCAACUUCCAUGCUGAGCACUCGUCUCGCUCUCAGCUACCUGAUCAGCUUGUCGACGCCUCCUAUCACGCCUUUGUCUUUUGUCAAUUGGUCAGCCAUCCUGAUGUCGGCGUGGGCCUCUUUGUGUCUGGCGUCCCUUUCAAAGGCGGUGCAAAGAGUGGCAUCUUCAGGAAGCUCUCGGCUCCCGAUAGUCCGGCAUCCAUCAAGUCAGAGGGUCGAGCCCACCCACCAUCCGAGUACGAUUGGGUCCAACUUUUACCCGAUCAACCUCUUGCAGAGCAGCAAGGUCUCUUCCAGCUCCAGCAGACUCAUGGCGAUCGACUCAGGCUAGUCCUCAACAAUGCGCUCAUCAAGCGCCUCCUAGUAGGCGCCAGUGAUGGCUUGUUGCCUCCUUCCGCCUAUCGAGCUCUUCAACUCAUCUGCCGUUCCAGAGAGGUCCCCGUGCUCAGCACGGAAAUCGGCUCGGCCCUCCACCUCGAUCAGAAGACCGUCUUCUAUAUCUGCAAGCGACUCGCCGACCUUGGUCUUAUUACCAAGAUCAGAGCUCGUGAGACCGGUAACUUCGCCAGCUACUUUGUCGCAACAAGCUUCGAGGAUCGCUGCGAGAUUCUCAUUCAGCAGAGGAACGCCGACAAUGCUGCCGACCUGCGCCAAUCUGCAGUUGAAGCGCCAGCAAGUGAACAAGCUCCUUCCACCUCGACCUCAACGAUGGUCGCUGGCCCCGACGAAAUCGGCAUCGAGUCCGACGAGGAUGCUCAAGGCCAAGACAUCGACCAAGAUGCCUCUGCCCCUACCGUCACUGUCAAGGAAGAGGAAGGACCUCAAGACACCUUACCAUCAAGCGAGCAUCAAAAAGAGCAAUAUCACUCUCAGAACAUUGCUCCACCGCGCGCUCCAGUCUUCGAGUACCUCGACGCUGAAAAAUUCCUUUUGUGGAACAACAGUCGUCCCGAGCUCUUGCGCUUCCGCAUCUAUCUGGCUUGCGACGUUACCUCUUCCAAAGUCACUGCCCGUCUCGGUCUCAUGCGUCGCAUCAACAUUGCAUCCGCCCAACCUCAGCGCAGAUCCUUUCACAACUUCCUCAAACAUGCUAUCGUAGAUGGCUUCCUCCAAGUCGUCAACAUCUUUAUUGCGAGCACAGGAAGAACCCACAAGGGUCUCAGGAUGACGUCCAAAGGCAACGACGAGAUGCAAGAAUUGCUUCGCGGUGACUUUAGCCAUGCCACAUCCUUAGAGGCACAAGCCAAAGCAAACAGGCUCAAUCUCAAGCUCGCGCAGGACCUUGCCAGAAUUGACUCGUGCCUUCCUCGCGAACUCACCUUGGAGCGUUUUCUUUACGAGCAGGUCGCCCGCGCCGGUCCUUCCGGACGCACCACAGCCCAGCUCAUGGCGCAGCUCCACGCCAACGGCCAUUUUUCCCGUACAAUUGAGCAGCUCCUACAGCGCGCCGAAGAAGCUGACGGUGAGCCCUCGAUGAGCGAUAUGCAGAUCCGAGAGUUCCACGAGCACAAGGUGAGAAUUCGCAGCACGAAAAUCUACAGCCACCAUGCCUGGGUCUUGCAGUGCGCCAACGAAGGCUACCUUGAUCAGGAUGACCUCGAUCUACUCGCUUCCGCCGGUGGGCCUUCUUGCUUCCAUCAGUUGUCUACUUCUUGGACUGCACCAGAACAAGUAUCCGAAGGUUUGGCGUCUCUGAGCAAGGAUCUGUUCACCCCCACUCGGCGCAAGGGGGCUCCAAGGCUAGGUCGAUCUCCAACUAAGCUCCCUAUCGACGCCGAUCCCGACACUCCUGCUCCCAAAAGAGGUCGACCGCGCAAACAUCCUGUCGAACCCGAUGCGCCGCCCCCCAAAAGGGGCCGGCCCCGUAAACAUCCUGUCGAACCCAGCCCUGAUGAACCUGUUACGCCACGCAAGAGAGGCCGUCCCCGCAAGCAAUCGAUCGAAUCCGCAGCAACCAGACCAGCCGGCACUCCCGCUUCUGGUGCAGCAGGUAGUGCCUCAUCCUCUCGCUUCAGCAGCCCCACGCCUUCAGACGCUCAGUCUCCUGUCACUCCGGUCCCAGAAAGUACGUCGCGCGCCAAGCGGAAGAGGGGCACUGACACCCCAAAUGACAACCAUGACGGAAUGCCGGCUCCCGAAUCCCCUGCGGUAAGUGCAGCGACCCGUCGCAGUCGACGCUUGCUGCAGGAUCGUACCCCUGCUCAACCCACCUCGUUGCUAGCAUCUUGCCCGAUCUUGCCCGAGCCUGACGAUGCGCAAACAGCGGUAUCAACCACCAUUGAAGCUACCGUCGCAUCUGCUCCUGCCACUUUGGAACCAAAAAAGCAGGCUGCGGCUGUGCAAGAGACGACACAGACAGGACAGAGCACGCAGGACAGCCCUUAUGCAGCCAAAGCUCCGAAUGACACGUCUCGCGUGGCAGACUUGCUUGCUGCGUCGACCGAAAUGGAAGUGGAAGCUAAGACCGCCCUUCCUACCACCCCGCGCCAUGUCAAGCUCAAAAAGUCGAUCUCAACCCCAUCUGCGUCUGAGCGGAAAGCGAAAACGAAUUUGACGCAGCUGCGAAACUCGAAGGCACUCGUUCAGUGCAUCCGCCAGGCAGGUGGUGCUAUGGAUUCACUUCUCAUCCCCGAUCAGCUCUCCACUUUCGUCGAGACGCACGGAUUCGCCUCGAACGCGCAGCUCAUCAACUUGCGUGACAGGAAAGUGAGAGAAAAGGCACUCACGAGCGCAGUUGAUAACGGCUUGCUACGCCGUACUUACAUUCGCAUUGAUCGCCCCAACGUUCUCUUCCCAAGGCGCCAGAUCGUCUACCUUGCCGACUUACCCGCAAAAGAGCUGCAAGCUUAUUGUGAAGCUGUCAAGGACCGCCGAGAAGGCUGGUUCGACGGUAAGAAUGCUAAAACGAUCUUAACGAGCGUGACAGACAACGUGGAGGUGGACGUAGACGAUGCCACUCGCUUCGCCAAGCCGUGGCAUAUGCAAGAUGCCUUCCGCCUCUCCGACCUGCCGAACCAGCACGCACAGCUUGUCGCGCUUCGUCAGUCCUUCUGCGAUGUCGCCAGCGUCUAUCGACAACACUUUGGCUUUUUGGGUGGAGAAAUGAUUCGACUCAAGGCGUUUCACCACGCAUGUGCAAAGUUCAUCAAUCUGCGACAGUCAUCUUCCAACGCCGUUGCCGCUUCUGCUGGACUUCCUCUUAGCUUCUUCUGGACCGAAGCGCCACUCGAACUCUACUUCGCCUUCGUCCCUUUCUUCCAGAUACCAGAGUCGCUAGAAAGAUUGGCGCUCGACCCCACCGUCCGCUCGCUUCCAGUCCAUGCGGUAACGAACAAUCUGAAGGCUACGCUCGGCCUUUCGUCUGGAGUUCCGAACGAUGCAUUCGUUGCGCUUUACAGCCUUGCCACACAGCUUUCUGACCUGGGUGUCUGCAAGAUCAAUGCAGAUGCUCGGGGCAAACAGAAGGCUCACCUAGAUCCGCAAGCGACAAGUGUAGUGCCUCUUGACCACAUCGCUUUUUACGACUGGGGUUCUGAAGAGCAAGAGAAACCGCUCACAGAAGUCAUGGAUGUUGGUCUGGAUGCCGACAAGAUCAAUCUCUUCUGGGCCAAGAUGCAGUCGAGCUGUUUCAGGAUUCGGAAGGAUUUGGAAGGGAACGCUUCAGCGCUUGAUGCGAGCAGCUUGGAUGACGUCGAUGUCUUCAAGACGGUGCCGGAAGGGCUCGAGUCCGCAAUGUACGCGAGCAAGUCAUGGCGGCCCUAUCAUCAGCUCAGACCCUCGCAGAUCAAAUAUCUCUGGCGCGUUGAUGAUCGAGACAUCUCUUCAGCGACGCAGCACGACAUCGAGCGACUUGCAUACGUCACGCUAGCCCCUCAGCAGGUCGUUCGAGCUGUGCUGCAAGUCAAGUUGCAACAUGCCAAUGAGCCAGUUGAUAUCCAGAGAGCACCAGGUCUGCGACGCAAGAAGCCGCUUUUUACUUGGCCGCUGAAGCUUACGACGAUUUCACUUCCAACGCAAGCCUACAAGGCCGUCCUCGCAAGCACCGCCGGACCGCGCAAGACCACGCCCGCCGAACGCGAAAGACAGGGCCGCAUGACGACUCUUACCAAAGCCCGUCAGCUUCGUCAACGACGCGAUGAACAGUUCCAGAUGAUCCUUGACCAGGCUUUCGAGAACGCACCGGGAGCAGAUACUCUUCGACCCAAGAUCGAGACCGCGCUGACUGUCGUUCGCAGUAAGUUCGUCGCUGGAGAUGUCAGAUUCGAUGCUGAAGCGGUGCGAAGGGCAAUCUCGCGUGCCAUCCGAUCUGCUUCGGGGAUCAAAACGAUGCCUGCUGUUCGUGCUUCCGCGCAGGGACGCCGCAAGCGUCGAACAAGAGGAGCUGAGACUGAAGACCGUCAAGGAAGUGAUCUAUUUGACGAAGAUCGGGAUGAUGACGGAGACGAGGAUGCCGCAGCUGGUGGAAGCGGUAGAUCGACGCGCGAUCGCCGAAGCCGGCGCAACUUUGACCAGGUCAACUUCUGGACGCCUGCAAAGAAGGAAUUGCUGCGCGAUGCUGCAGUCAUUCUGCGCGUGCGCGAUCAGAUGCGCGGACGGAGCGACUGGUCGGCGCUCUUCCAGGUCAUCGACGAGGGAGAACGUGUCAAAACCAAAGGUGUCAUUAUGGCGCAAUGGCGCAACCAAUACUAUCGCAUGCGCUCGCUGUACGGCGAAGAGUCUUACCUAGCUGCUUUGGAGAGCCGCUGGAUUCCUGUCUACCUCGCUGCCCGAGAGGACGGAAGUCUGCAUGAUCCCAACUUUCCGGCUGCGACAGGGUUUGACCUCAAUGCACAGAUUGAGUUGCUUCGCGCCAAGAUUGACAAGAACGCAGUGCAACGCUCGCUAGUCAAACCGGUGGCGCGACACCAUCUUCCUCUGCAGCUGCAGCUGUCUACCGACCCUACCAACAGUUGGAAAGGCGAGUUCGUGGAGGAGCCAGUCGGAAGACGCUUCGAGCAGUUUUUCCCUAGCACCGAGUUGGGCGCUGCGACCAGGCGCUUUGAGACGCUUCUUGGCACAUCGUUUGGAGCUGAGGCAGACUCCAGCGGCGGCGAAGGGCACGCCAAUGUGGCAGAUCUCAUGGCAGAGUGGGCGGUGCGGGUUGUCAUCGCAAGUGGCUCUCCCGAUGCUGCGGAUCAGGACGCUACUGCGGAGGCACUUGCAGGAGCGUUGUCCGCACCCGCAUCCACCAAUGUGAAGCACUCUGCGCUCACGCCGGUCGAUGAGAUGACUAAAGCCGACUUCUGCAAAUCAGUCGGCGACACUCUCAUCGAAGAAGCCAUGCAGCGCCUGCUCGACGCCAAGCUGAUUCGAUCAAUCACAGUCGAUCCGAUGAUUCGUCGCAAGCCAGGCACCAACUUUGUUUUCACUGAAGAGCUGCAGAAGCUGUUUCCCGAUUCGAGCGCUGCAGAUCGUCUGGGCGGUGCAGAUCUGCAAGCCACCUUGACAAAUCGGCGAUCUGAUUUCCAAGAGGUGUGCGAUGCAUCGAACGGGCUUUUGGUCGAGCCAAUACAGGCGGAUGGAGAGGCAGCAGCCACCGUCCUGCUUAUGCAACUCGAAUUGAUGGAUGCUCAGAUUGACGGGCGGGCUUUUGACAGGCUACGUCAGAAUCCUGCCUUCAACGCUAGGGUUUUGAACGAUGAAGACCUGGAAGCUUUCAUCAGCAUCAAAGGAAGGGACGGGGCCAUGGACGCGCUUGAUGCAGCAGUGUUGCCUCUACCAGCUAUCCCGCAAGAUGGUGCACUUGAGUGGGUCUCGGCUGUCGGAGCUGGCACCGAUGUUCCGGAAGACGAAGUAGAGAGCCUCCGCAGUAAGUGGCUCGAACGCUUUGAAUCGAUGCUCACAUUUUUCAGAGCGACCGACGCUGCUGCUGCUGAGCGCUUGCAAAGCUUCGGAACGCAACUCUUUGAGGCAGGCCGCUUAGGUCUCACUCUCAACGAAGGAUCGACCCUAGUCGAUGUACAAGCCCUCACAGCAAGUCCGCUCCCACUGGCGUUCUUCUCACCUCUCACCUCGGAUGCCGUACUGAUCGCCUCUCCUUUCGUCCACACCUACGCCCUCAACAUCCCCUCUGGCGCCCAUCUUCAAGGAUCUCAGCUCACAGUACCACACAUCUGGACUACGCUCUCCUCUCCUUCUCUUGAAGCGUGGCGGCACCUGCUCGAAACGAUCGUCGCAUUGGUUUUCCAGCGUCCAGGACUCAACAUUGCUUGGCUAGCAUCCAGAUUCAGUACCACACUUGACACAGCUGAUGGAUCGAACAAGAGGGUCAUUGGGACGAGCUUUGCUGAUGUUUGGUUGGCAACACAGACUUUGGUUGAGUCGAGGAUUGUGGAGAUCAGGACUGAUCGGAUUCAGACGAUCGAUGGAGGAGAGGUUGAGAGAGGAUUUAUGGCAAAGUGGACACUGCAUCCUGGAUCAGCAAGGAAGAUUUGGGCCGGAUUCAGAUGA